AUGGGACGAGCGGUCGCUGGGCGGCGGAAAGGAGGCGGCCGUCGGAAGGCGGAGACCAACGGGAGGCGGCCAGCGGGACCUGCUCGGGCGGCGGCGGCAGCGAGUGACGUGGACCUGCGGCAGCAGGAGCUGGCCCCAGAAAUACAACUAACCCCACAUGCAAUCCUCUCCAUUAAUGCCAGCGAUGACGUUCUAUCUCCAAUACUUCAUCUUUUGUCUUUUGAAAAAUUGAUAGACAGUGAAGAUGACAAUGCUCGGUAUAGGCUCGUCCUCUCUGAUGGUACCCACAUGCAACUGUCAAUCCUGCCACCAAAGUAUAGUGAACUGCUACUUUCAGACACAUUAAAGAUAGGCUAUGUGCUAUCAUUGACAGCUUAUGCUUGUAGAACUAUUUGGAACUCGAGGGUUAUAAUAAUAUUCAAGCUUGUUGUCAAAUUUACAAAUUCACCAUUGCUUGGAAAACCUAGAUACUUGCUUCAAGAGCAAGAGCAAGCAAUGUUUGCUCGCGAACCAACUCCCACAGCUAGACGUUCCCUUAAGUUUGGAAUACACGUCCCACCUGCACAGCAAGAAACCUUUCAGAAUAUCAGCCCAAUAAAAGCUUUGAUCCCCUUCCAAAAUAAAUGGGCGAUAAAAGGUCGUGUAAUAAACAAGAGGAAAAUGCAUCAGUAUAAUACACCAAAAUCCUCUGGGCAAGUCUUUAACUUUGACAUGAUAGAUGCUGAAGGUACCGAAGUUAGAAUAACGUGUUUUGGUGAUAUAGCUGAGAUGCAUUACCAUAGGGUUGAACCAGGAGCAUAUUAUUAUCUGUCAAAAGGUUCCAUUAAGGAAGCCAACACAAAAUGGAAUAAACUUAACAGUCAUCUUGAGAUUACUUUGGACCACAAUUCAACAUUAAAGCGUUGUGAUCCACCUGUUGAUGGUGAAGGUAAUGCUUCUCGAUUCACACCAAUCAAUGAACUUACAAACUGUAGCAACAACACUUUAGUCGAUGUCAUUGGUGUUGUCAUUGAUGUUAAAGACGCUGCACUAAUAUGUAGAAAAGAUGGGAGCAAGAUCAUGCUUCAAGACCAUACAGACUCUCUUUGGGGUACUGCCUUUGAUGAAGUUGGCACAAAUUUGCUAGGCAUCUCAGCCAAAGAACUUUACAUGUUGCAGUAUGAUUUGCCUACAAAUAGAACUCCUCAAUCUAUUAUCAAGAAUGUCCUCUUAUCCACCUUUAUUUUCACUCUCUCUGUUACAAUAAAGACCUACAACUCGCAGACGAGACUAAAAACGACAAUCACCAAAGCAACGCCUGUUGAUCUUCAAGGUGAAUGUGCUCUUUUGCUUGUAGACAUUGCUCGGAUGAGUGCAGCUACAGAUUUCCAUACCGAUUAG
Molecule: messenger RNA, 1380 nt
Organism: Cryptomeria japonica (Japanese cedar)
Lineage: Eukaryota; Viridiplantae; Streptophyta; Pinopsida; Cupressales; Cupressaceae
Product: replication protein A 70 kDa DNA-binding subunit C-like
Exons: 4
Coding region: 1-1380 (459 amino acids)
Biological process (GO): DNA replication
Cellular component (GO): nucleus
Molecular function (GO): DNA binding
Source: RefSeq, a predicted model, not a curated record